AUGGCGCGAAAAUCCUCUCUAUUAAAGCAAACCCUUAUUUUCUCCGCAUUCACAAUCCUCAUCAUCUACGCUUUCUUCAACACCUUCCUCAGCUCCUCCACCACCGCCGCAACUGCCGGUGUCUCCUCCACAACUUCAUCUCUCUUCGCCGAGCAAAUUUCUCGAGAAAAUUUCGAAGAAUUUCCCGUGAAAGUGACGGAAAACGAGAGGAAAGUUAGAGUCUUCAUGUACAAUCUGCCCAAGAAGUUCACUACUGGAAUAAUCGAGAAUCACGCGUUGGCGCGUGGCUCUUCUGAUGUGUCUAAGGUGAGUUAUCCUGGUCACCAACACAUGGGCGAAUGGUACUUGUAUUCGGAUCUUUCCCGACCCGAUUCGGACCGGGUUGGUUCACCUGUGGUUAAAGUCAAUGACCCGGAGGAGGCUGACUUGUUUUAUGUUCCGGUCUUUUCUUCUCUCAGUUUGAUAGUGAACCCUGUUGUUCGGGUCGGGACAGUACCCGCGUCGGAUCCUGUUUACAGUGAUGAGAAGAUGCAAGGCGAGCUGGUGGAGUGGUUAGAGGAGCAGGAGUAUUGGAGGAGGAAUAAUGGGAGGGAUCAUGUAAUUUUUGCUGGGGAUCCGAAUGCACUCUAUCGGAUCUUGGACCGGGUCAAGAAUGCAGUUCUGUUAUUGUCGGAUUUCGGGCGGGUUAGAAGGGAUCAAGGGUCCUUGGUUAAGGAUGUGAUCGUGCCCUAUUCGCAUAGGAUUAAUGUUUAUAGUGGCGAUAUUGGUGUGGAGGAUCGGAAGACUCUCUUGUUUUUCAUGGGAAAUCGGUACCGGAAAGAUGGUGGAAAAAUUCGUGAUUUGCUUUUUCAAAUGCUUGAAAAAGAAGAGGAUGUUGUAAUAAGACAUGGCACACAAUCGAGGGAGAAUCGACGCACAGCUACGCGUGGCAUGCAUACUUCAAAGUUCUGUUUGAAUCCUGCUGGUGAUACUCCAUCAGCUUGCCGACUUUUUGAUUCCAUUGUUAGCUUGUGUGUUCCGUUGAUAGUCAGUGAUAGUAUUGAGUUACCUUUCGAAGAUGUCAUAGACUACAGAAAGAUUGCAAUUUUUGUGGACACUGAGUCUUCUCUAAAGCCAGGAUAUUUGGUUAGAAUGCUGAGAGCAGUAUCCACUGAGAAAAUUCUGGAAUAUCAGAGAGAGUUGAGAGAGGUGAAGCGGUAUUUUGAAUACAGCCAUUCAAAUGGAACUGUGACUGAAAUAUGGCGUGAAGUAGCACAAAAACUGCCUCUUAUUCAGCUGAUGAUUAAUCGUGACAAACGGCUCGUUAAGAGGGAUUCUGCUGAACCAGACUGUUCUUGUCUGUGUACAAACCAGAGUGCGCACAGCAGCUCCUU
This is a messenger RNA of Dovyalis caffra, 1373 nucleotides long. Lineage: Eukaryota; Viridiplantae; Streptophyta; Magnoliopsida; Malpighiales; Salicaceae. The record is from the annotation of a GenBank genome assembly.